Molecule: messenger RNA, 1383 nt
Organism: Neoarthrinium moseri
Lineage: Eukaryota; Fungi; Ascomycota; Sordariomycetes; Amphisphaeriales; Apiosporaceae
Exons: 5
Coding region: 1-1383 (460 amino acids)
Source: RefSeq, a predicted model, not a curated record
AUGUCAGAAACCCAGGAUCUUAUGUCGGUCAAUUUGACCCUAGCAACCAACUGGACGGCUCCCAGCUUAAGCUUAUUGAACUUCACUUCGCAGGAUUGCGAUGAAGCCACAGCAUGGGCCGGCGCUUCAUCAGAAGCAUUCGUAACCGACUGGAACAAGAUGAGUGAAAUUCCACUCGGGCUGUCUAUUCCCUAUCUGAGGGCCCUCCUGCCAAAUUAUUGGGCCCCAGCAACUGAGACCGAUCUCACCCUUUGGUACAUGCAAUUGGUCCACAACGAGACAUUUCGCAAUGCUAGCAACGGCUACAACUUUGCCAUGGCUUAUUUACUCUCAUACCCGAUGACUGAUGCUUGCGGGAGCAUGAUCUGCUUGAAGCUCGGUUGGGAAGGAGACCCAGACGUGUCAGGGGAGGGAAUGAUCGUCAGUUAUUAUUUUGCUGCCGGUCUCUCUACCAUCUAUUUUGCCGUACUCAUCUGGUCCAUCGUUGGUCGCUUUGGGCAUGUACUUCUUGAUCAUCCUAAGGUUGAAAGAACCGUUAGCUGUUUCAAGGAGUCCAUCAACACGUUCCUCGACGCAAGCCUAAUAUUCUCGGUUGCAAUGUUAGGUGCUGCUGUCGUACGAUUCGCUACCAUUCGGACAGACCCUAAUGAGGAUCAUUCUGCCUAUGCCACUCUUGGCUCAGUCGCCAUGUCUUCGUUCUCUGUCCUGCCUGCUGUGAUACUACAGACAGUGACGGAUGGCCAGCGGACCCAUGUUCUCCGUCAAAUAUUAUGGUUCGCGGUCAUCGUAAUGACAGUUGGACUGGACAUAAUGUAUCGCAAGACGUACAAGGACCCGAGUGAUAUAGAUCCGGAUGACUUACGGGGUCAAUAUCCGCCCUCUCAAAUUGCUUGGCUAAAUCUCUGCGAGAAUGAGGAGUUGAGAGAUAGACUCAGAAUGGCAGUUACGGGCACUCAUGCUCUGCUUGCCAUCAACACCCUCUGGUGGGUUUAUUAUCUUCUCGUCACUGUUCUUCCGCUAGAGGUACGCACGAAAAUGGGUGAAACUAGGAUUGGGACAUUUUUCGCUCACUGCCGUCGCUGGCUCCGGGCGCUCGAUGGAAUUGCAUGCAUGGCCAUGAUGUGGCUGCUACUUUCCCUGUUCGAGAGAUAUAGGCACUAUGUUCAGCUUUUGGCCGGGCGGUCGGACCAAGACACCGAAUGGACAUUUGGACAAGUUCUGGCACUUGCCACAUGGGCGCCAGUACUUGUCGAGUUCUGGAGCAUACUACUAUAUGGACCAGAGAAGGGCCUAAGUAGAAAGCUUUCGUCUAACUACGAGGUUGUUGCCGUAACUACUUCCGACGGGCAGGAGAAGGGUACACCUAGGGACGAUCGCGGCUAA